CGUAGUCAAGUGGCCGGUGGAAUUGGCCCAGGAUGACAGCUGGAGAAUGGAGUCAGUUUUAUCCAAGUAUGAAAACCAGAUUACUAUUUUCGCUGACUACCUAGAAGAAUUUCCAGAUACAGAUGAGCUGGUAUGGAUCUUGGGGAAACAGCAUCUUCUUAAAACCGAAAAAUCUAAGCUGUUGUCUGAUAUAAGUGCUCGUCUAUGGUUUACAUACAGAAGGAAAUUUUCACCAAUUGGGGGAACGGGCCCUUCGUCAGACGCCGGCUGGGGAUGUAUGCUACGCUGUGGACAGAUGAUGCUGGCUCAAGCCCUUAUCUGCAGACACUUGGGCAGGGACUGGAACUGGGAGAAACAGAAAGAACAACCCAAAGAAUACCAACGAAUCCUACAGUGCUUCCUAGAUAGAAAAGACUGUUGCUACUCUAUCCAUCAAAUGGCACAGAUGGGUGUAGGAGAAGGGAAAUCAAUUGGCGAAUGGUUUGGACCAAAUACAGUUGCACAGGUGUUAAAAAAACUUGCUUUAUUUGAUGAAUGGAAUUCCUUGGCUGUUUAUGUUUCAAUGGAUAACACCGUGGUUAUUGAAGAUAUCAAAAAAAUGUGCCGCACCCUCCCCUUGAGUGCCGAAACAGCUGCUGAGAGCCCCCCUGAGUCUCUGAAUGCUUCGACCCAGAGUAAGGGCCCCUCUGCCUGCUCUCCAGCCUGGAAACCCUUGCUGCUCAUUGUGCCCCUCCGCCUGGGCAUAAACCAAAUCAAUCCCGUCUAUGUCGACGCCUUCAAAGAGUGUUUUAAGAUGCCACAGUCUUUAGGGGCAUUAGGAGGAAAACCAAAUAACGCCUAUUAUUUCAUAGGAUUCUUAGGCGAUGAGCUCAUUUUCCUGGACCCUCACACAACCCAGACCUUUGUUGACACUGAGGAGAACGGAACAGUUGACGACCAGACUUUCCAUUGUCUGCAACCUCCACAGCGAAUGAACAUCCUGAACUUGGAUCCUUCCGUAGCAUUGGAAAUUCUAAAGGAAAAUUUAAGGAUGUUUGAAUUAGUUCAGAAACAUCCAUCACACUGGCCUCCCUUUGUUCCUCCAGCCAAGCCAGAAGUGACAACCACAGGGGCAGAAUUCAUCGACUCUACUGAACAACUAGAGGAGUUUGACCUGGAGGAAGAUUUCGAGAUUCUGAGCAUAUAGAAUAGUGGGAACUCACCUUGGACAUCUGUCUUCCAUCUGGCACCAGAAGAACAUGAACUCAUCACAUAAAACUUUUCUAGUCAGCAAGUGCCUGAUAUGCCAACAGCAUACAAACUUGAUAGCGAUCAUGACUGAGCCAAUCACCUUUUCUCAGAAAAAAACAAACAAGUGAACAAUAUACCCCUUCCCCAGAAAGAACUAAAACAAUCAUGGAAUCUAGGAGCAGAAAGAUUAGGAGUCGUCUCUUGCACUUCCCAGCUUCUUACAUGGCCACAGCGAAUCUUCAGCUACUGAAAUGAGGAGGUGGAUGUCUGGAAGAUAGGCAGCAACUCCCACCUUGCUUCCAGCACCAGCAGAUGAGAGAUGAUUACCCUGUGCUUCUUCACCCUUUCAGGUUUGACCUCUCUGGGCUAAAUACUAAGAAGCAAUCUGUUCUCUUGCUCUAAUAAUAAAGUGAUAAUCAUUGUAUCAGGGAAAAAAAGUUCUUGUUAAGUUAUUUGAAUAUGUAUUUAAAUAAUUAUAAUUGAUCUCAAAAAGUGUGUCAAAGACAUUACAUCUCAUUACAUUGAUCUCCUUCCUGUUUGAGAGAACCUUAACUAUUUGAUGGGUCACUGUCCCCAUCUUUACUGAUACUUUUGUCAGAUGGUCACCCUGUCCUUAAAUCAUUAUCACUUAAAUCAGGGGUCUGCAAACUUUUUCUGUCAAGGGUCAGAUAGGAAAUGUUUUAGGCUCUGAAGACCACAUAGUGUCUGUCACAGCUACUCAUCUCUGCUGGUGAAACCCCAAGACAGCCAUAGACAAUGUGCAUGCACAUGAGCCUGGCCGUAAUCCAAUAAAACUUUAUUUACAAAAACAGGCAGAGGGCUGGAUUUAGCUCACAGGCUGUAGUUUGCUAAUCACUGACUUAAAUUGUUGAUUUUUGUUUGGGAAAUUAAAAAUUGUGUUUGAAUUUGACUCCAUUUUGCUUGACAGUCAUAACUGGAAAGAAUUAUUCAUGUGGUGACAUUAAUCUGUGCAUCAAAUACAAUUCCAAACCGUUUCAGGACUAGCAAGCAACAUACUAAAUUUGAAAGCACAUAUUCGUCAAAUUGGCUUUGCUAACCAGUCUCCUGUGUGGAUGCACCUCAUGUCCCAGUGGUAUCUUCCCCUUUUCCUCUCCUUGUCUUCUUAACCUAUGCAUUUCACCUCCAUGCUCAACCAAGCCCCCAGGAAGGCCAGCAACUGCGGUUUGAAAGCUAGCACCAAACCAAGGUGGGUUUUUUUGUGUGGUAUAUUUAGGAAUAUUUGAACACUUGUUUCCUUAGAUUCCAUUUUUUUCUUUUCCAGUAGAUAAUAUAUUCCAGCGGUUCAGAAUUCGAAAGGUGCAAAAUGGUAUUCAGUGAAAUGUCUCUCCCU
Balaenoptera musculus (blue whale) is the source of this 2581-nucleotide messenger RNA. It is a transcript of the gene ATG4A, whose product is annotated as autophagy related 4A cysteine peptidase. The record is from RefSeq and is a predicted model, not a curated record. The transcript is spliced from 12 exons. Bases 47 to 1186 code for a protein of 379 amino acids. Gene Ontology annotation, molecular function: protein-phosphatidylethanolamide deconjugating activity. Lineage: Eukaryota; Metazoa; Chordata; Mammalia; Artiodactyla; Balaenopteridae.